This is a messenger RNA of Drosophila teissieri, 853 nucleotides long. RefSeq lists its product as uncharacterized. Gene Ontology annotation, cellular component: transcription regulator complex; nucleus. Bases 110 to 844 code for a protein of 244 amino acids. NCBI's taxonomy places the organism in Eukaryota, Metazoa, Arthropoda, Insecta, Diptera, Drosophilidae. Gene Ontology annotation, biological process: regulation of transcription by RNA polymerase II. The record is from RefSeq and is a predicted model, not a curated record. The transcript has 3 exons.
ACACCUAACGAACAUCAGCUGUUUGCUUGCGUCAACUUUUUCACGCAACGCAAAAGCGCAAAGGUUUUCUUCAAUAGAUUUGGAUUGAUUUUCAAAAAAUCACAUCACUAUGGACGGUUUUGACGCUGUACUGAUUGCAAGUGUUAAGCACAACGUUUCAAUAUUCGAGAAAUAUCACACUAAACAUGACAGAAAGCAGGCGUGGAUUGCAGUGGCCCAAGCAUGCCAGAAAUCAGUUGAGAACUGUCAAGUUAGAUGGAAGACCCUACGAGAUCGUUAUGUGAGGGAAUUGCAAAGGCCCGAUGCCAAAAAGAUCAAUAUUCAAAGGUUUCAAGAGCUCGAUUUUCUUAGGGAGCACAUAAGAACCGGAAGGAAACCGAAAGAACUGUGCACUACAUUAAACACACAUACAACGUUUGUGCCGGGUGAAACCGAGGAAAGCAAGUCGGCGGAUGAACCAGCCCUUAAACGCAACUGCAUCACUGAAUUUCAGCCGGAUGAGUUUAUAAUUUAUAAAGGCGAGGAGGAGUAUCUCAGUGAGUGGGAUAACUCCAGUGCGGAGUUUAUCUCAGAGGAAUCAGCGUGCAAUAUAAGCAGCGAGCUGCCAUACGAAACGAAAGCCAGUUUGACUGGCGAAGGACUGAGUCAAACUCAAGCCAAGUUCAUGAGCGUAAUGAAUCUCAUCGAGAGUGCCUUAAAGGACAAGCCGGCGGAGCCCCAAGAUCCCUUCUACAAGUAUCUGGAGAGCAUUUUGGCUGGCGUGGACGAAGGCACUCGAAGAGAUAUACAACUGAAAGUGCUCAACUUUGUCAGUGACGAAAUCAAGCGAAGUAAACGAACGUAGUAUAAUAAA